Molecule: messenger RNA, 1198 nt
Organism: Cloeon dipterum
Lineage: Eukaryota; Metazoa; Arthropoda; Insecta; Ephemeroptera; Baetidae
Exons: 4
Coding region: 109-1068 (319 amino acids)
Source: RefSeq, a predicted model, not a curated record
GCAUCAUUCGCAGUCACUGCGGCUCUCUCGCUCUCUUCACAGUUGCUCCGAAACGCCAGCACAACUUGAAAUAAAUACAUUUCAAAGGUCGAUUUUCCGUCUCUGGAAAUGAAUUUGUCCUCCUUAAUAAUCGGGACGCUGCUGUUCGGCAUGUCCGCGGCCUUCUCUCGAGUCUACGAGUGGAACGAAACCCAAUUUUCCAAAGAAGCGCCUUCCAGCAUGGUUCUUUACGGCGACAGGAUUUUCUUCGGCUUUCCGAACAAUAGUUCAAGCGGAACUAAAGCUCGUUUGACUUUCGCGCGGCUGCCUGGCGGUGACAAGAGCAACCCUUCCCCUCGAUUUCACCCUCUUCAGGAGGAGAUUGGUGAAAAUUGCGACGCAGUGCAGAGCGUGAUUGACCUAAAAACGGACGAAUUGGGCCGGCUGUGGGUGCUGGACGGAGGUUCUCGAAACUGCCCACUGACCUUUCGGAUUUUCGACCUGAAAAACAACGACUCCCUUUUGCUCGUGCACCCUCUGGCGGGAAACCCGAGGAAUAUAGUCACGAUUGCUGAUGUGUUUGGCGACAAAGUGGCCGUCGUCUCGGAAUGGACUGGAAAAUUUUUCUAUUUUGUUUUAAAUGAAAACAAGACGGUACCGUCCUCUGAUCCGAUGACUGACCCUUCGUAUCAGGGUCAGGGAAUCAAGGACCUGGCUUGGAUACUCAUUUCGCCGCAGAAAGGUCUGUUUGGUUACGCGUGCAGCUUCCAGUGCCGGGAAGUUUUUCUCGCUGACGAUUCCACGACGCCAACCACCGUCACAAAAAUUGGCACUUUGUCUUCCGAAUCGAAAGGGAUGCUCAUCGACAGCAAGGGAGUUUUGUACUUUGUCCACGAGACGGAGAAAAGGGUUACCGCUUGGGACGCGAAAGGUCCGUUCAAGGAGGAGUUACUGCACAAGUUCGAGACGGACGUGGACUCGAUUAAUUUUGCCCUGGACCGUGCUGAUAACCUUUGGCUGCUCUCGCACGACGCAAGCAGCCGCGUUUUUCUUCUCAAAGGCGAAUACAAGUCAAGCGCAAACAAUUAGGCAAACAACAAAUAGCACAACCUUGAUGAUCCAUUGCGAUUCUCCUGGCUGUAUUUGAUAUAAUUCUUGAUUUUCAUAAUGGUUUUCGUUUUUUAUGUUGGUUUUUUUUUCAAAUUAAAACACAGUUAAU